AUGUAUGAAGAAGUUCGCCUGUGGAAAAAUCCUCGUGAACGUGAAACAUAUGAUAAUAUGGCUGAUGUAUUUUCAAUUAUUACUACAUUACAAGCACUUGAAAAAGCCUAUAUAAAAGAUCUUGUUGAACCAGCUGAAUAUACAAAACAUUGUGAAAAAUUAUUAGCUAAAUUUACAGCAGCAUUUCGUCAAAUUGAUAGUGAAUUUCCUAAGAUUGAAGAUUUUGUUCAUAAAUAUAAACUUGAUUGUCCAGCAGCUUUAUUACGUAUUCGUGAAGGCCGUCCUAUUACUGUUCGAGAUGAUCGUGGUAAUAUGGGCAAAUCCAUUGCUGAAACAGUUUCGCUUUUUAUUAAUCUUAUGGAUAAACUUAAAUUAAAUAUUCGAGCUAAUGAUAUGCUUCAAACAGAUGUUCGUGAAUUGUUAGAUGUUAUUAAUAGAAUGAAUUUAAUUCCGUCGAAUUAUAUUGGUAGAGAAAAAAUUUCAAAAUGGUUAAAUAUAUUGGCAAAUAUGAAUGCAGCUGAAGAAAUUACUGAAGAACAAGCUCGUCAAUUUCAAAUGGAUCUGGAAAUAUGUUAUAAUGAUUUUAGUCGACUUCUUUCAUCAAAUGGAUGA
Molecule: messenger RNA, 612 nt
Organism: Rotaria sp. Silwood2
Lineage: Eukaryota; Metazoa; Rotifera; Eurotatoria; Philodinida; Philodinidae
Source: the annotation of a GenBank genome assembly